Apus apus (common swift) is the source of this 3950-nucleotide messenger RNA. It is a transcript of the gene PDZK1, whose product is annotated as PDZ domain containing 1. Gene Ontology annotation, biological process: protein localization to plasma membrane. Lineage: Eukaryota; Metazoa; Chordata; Aves; Apodiformes; Apodidae. Bases 83 to 1648 code for a protein of 521 amino acids. The record is from RefSeq and is a predicted model, not a curated record. The transcript has 9 exons. Gene Ontology annotation, cellular component: apical plasma membrane. Gene Ontology annotation, molecular function: protein-membrane adaptor activity; signaling receptor binding.
CAAAGUCCGGUCUUACUUAUAGCCACAGGAGAGACAGCAAAAGAGAAUUCCUGUGGAGGCUGCUCCACACAGAAACACAGAGAUGACUUCUGUUCUCCAGCCUCGAGAAUGCAAAGUGACCAAAAACACCCAAAAGAGCUACGGAUUCUACCUGCGUGUUGAGAAAGACACAGCAGGGCAUCUCAUCCGGAAUGUGGAAAAGAACAGUCCAGCUGAAAAGGCUGGCUUGAAGGAUGGAGACAGAGUCCUCAGGGUUAAUGGUGUGUUUGUAGACAAGAAGGAGCACUCACAGGUGGUGGAGAUUGUCAAAACCAGCGGGAAUUCUGUUGUGCUUCUUGUUCUGGAUGGCACAUCCUAUCAAAAGGCAGAAAAGGAAGGAGUGAAUUUUGAAGAGCUGGGUCAAAAAGUAUCAUCAGGACAGCAGGAGGAGCAGCAGUCAGCACCGCCCAUGGCCAAUGGAGCAAUCACGGCAGUUCCACAACCCCGGCUCUGCUACCUAGUGAAGGAGGAGAAAGGCUACGGCUUCUCUCUGAAAACCACAGAAGGACAGAAGGGUUUAUUCAUAGUAGAGCUUUUACCACAAGGAGCAGCUGCAAAGGCUGGUGUCCAAAAUAACGAUCGCCUGAUUGAAAUCAACGGAAAAAAUGUGGAAAAUGACACACAUGGGGAAGUGGUGGAAAAGGUAAAGAAGUCUGAGAAUCAUGUUAUGUUUCUACUUUCAAAUGAAGAAACAGACCGCUAUUAUGCAAGCCAGAAGAUGGUACUGAGCAAAGAAAGUGCCAACCUAAGGCUGCUUCCUCUCAAACCACGACUUACUGAGAUCCAGAAAGGAAAAAAUGGCUAUGGCUUUUAUCUACGGAUGGAAAAAAAUACUUGCGAUCACAUAAUCAAGGAUGUUGAUUCUGGCAGCCCAGCAGCCACGGCCGGUCUCAAAGACAAUGAUAUCUUAGUAGCUGUCAAUGGCGAGAAAGUGGAUGGUCUGGAUCAUGACAGUGUAGUUGAAAAAAUAAAGCAGUCUGAGGCAAAAACCACCCUGUUGGUAGUGGAUAAGGAAACUGACACCAUGUAUAAACUGGCUCAAAUUUCCCCCUUCUCAUACUACUACAAGGCACAAGAUGCAGCUCUGGCUAAAAUGGAGGAAAGAGUGGAAUUGCAUACUGAGCAGAAAGUGAACCACAAACCAAGAAUCUGCAGGAUGGUGAAAGGGCCUAGUGGAUUUGGCUUCAGUUUAAACAUGAUCAAGAACAAACCUGGACUGUUCAUCAAUGAGGUACAAAACCAUGGGCCAGCUGACACAGCAGGUGUAGAAAAUAAUGACUAUUUGGUGGAAGUGAACGGGGUGAAUGUGACCAAUGAACCCUAUGACAAAGUGGUGGCAAGAAUCAAAGACAGUGGUGACAGACUAACGCUACUGGUGUGCAGCAAAGAAGCUUACAAAUACUUUCAGAGCCAGAACAUUCCCGUCACAGCCUCUAUGGCAGAUCCAGCGUAUGACACUUCUGAACCUCCUGCUUAUACAGAAAACCAUCCAUCAGAGCCAGGCAAAAACUCACCUGAACCAAGGGAAAGGACAAGUUCAUCCUCCUCUUCACAAUCAGAUGCCUCUAAGGGAGCAGACAGAGACAACAAUGAUGACACACAGUUGUGAGGAGACAAACUAUACCAAGAACAAAAAAAAAAAAAUAAACCUCCCAAACCCUCUUUCUCCGAUCACUCUUUGCUACCACACCUCCCAGAAUUUGACUAUUCCUAGGAGUGCCAUUCCUGCAAAGGACUGCAAUCUCUUGCAGAAAUGCAGCUGCCUGACAUAAACACUUCAGUAUAACUUGCAUUCAUUUAACUCACUGCCAUUGUACUUCAUUGGCUUUCUGCCUUGUAAAGCAGGCAGUUAGUCACUUCUGUAAAGGCUUAAAUAACUAGAAGUAUUUAAUUAAAUAUACUGCAGAAGAAGGCAGAAAUGUUUUAUAGAUCCGUAAGCAUCUUAGCCUUUUAAGGAUAAGCUCUUAAUAAAGAGCAACUGAUUUAUCCCCAUCUCCCAGAAGAGACAGUUCUCCCCCUCACUCAAGCUCAUCAACUCAAUCUUUGUGGCAACUCUCCUAUGAUAUACUUAGAGCAGUACACCUGCUGUGAAAUGGCAGAAGCCAAUGUACUCUGUGCAUUACACACCUUUCUCCUGCUAACACUGCAGAAAUUUCUUUGAAACAUAAAGCUAAAUUCUAAGUCAUAACUCAAGGUAUUUAAGCACUGUUCUCUCUCCUCUGCAUACAGUUGCAGAUCAUGGUAGUUAGACUAGUAUACAUAACUCAGUGAUGCAAGUUUGUCUGAUUCCAAGUCAACACCACAUUGUCUUGAAUGUGAAAUAAAUGGCUCUGUAAUACUGCUGCUGUAUACUGUGCUUGCUUGCUGUACACUGAAGACAACACAGAAAUAAACUGUUUAGAAUGACUAUUCCCCACCCAAGUCUUACUCUGACCACCUAUAAUUCAAGUUCCAGAAAAAUUUUAAAACAAACAAACCCUAGAAGAGUAGCUAUGGGAAGCUACAAGUAAGUCCCAUGAAUAAAAUUUACUUUUAUGGCUUGAAUUACAUCAAGCAAGGGAAAUGGUCUACUGUAGAAAAAUAAAAAUACACAGGUUGUGGGUAACACCAAAUGUACAGCAUGCAGGGUAAAGAAAUUUGUACUGCAUAAGGUAAACAACACAUAGUUGUGGUCUUCGACUUCACACUGAACUCCAGCAAAGAGGAAUCAAAAAGCUCAGUUCCAUUAAUGCAGGGAGAGAAAACAAAAGUUGAGACUCUGCUAUAGUGUGGAGUCCUACAUGACUAGUUGCACAAGUAGCUGAAGGAGAAGGUGAAUUGAGUCAGUUUGCAGAGGUAAAAGCCAUCCAGCUGACAUUGGGCUGCUAGACUCCACUCCUGUUGUUAACUGAUACAACAGAAGAGGAUCAGUUUGUGCUGAAGCUUUCAAUUCAGAUGAAGAGGAAGACAACACAGAGCAAAGGCAGCAGCUGUCUCAGGUCCUUGAUGCCAUGUUGAGAAGAAGGUGAAACCUCAGGAACACGCGAUUGACCAAGGAGAUGAUGGAGACACCUCCUGUGUCAUUGAGCAGGGCUUGUACGAUAGUGUUGUAGCAAAAGACAACCUGUCACGUUGUAUGGGCCACUAUGAUAAUCACGGCAGUUUUGGGGAACUAGCAUUGAUGUAUGAUAGUGCUCAAGCUGCCACCAUUGUUGCCACAACAGAAGGAACCCCUUGGGGACCGGAUCAAGUGACAUUCAGAAGAAUUCUGUUGAAAAGCAAUGCAAAGGAGAGGAAGACCUACGAAUAAUUUCUUGAGUCCAUGCCCCUUCUGUCCUGGAUUGAGCCAGGAUGACGCCCAUUUUCCCUUUACUGACUUUUUUUUUUUCUUCAGUAAGCUUUCUUUUAACUCAUAGCAGAGUGUUCCAACUAAGACCGGUAAUGGUGAAAUGUUUUUCUAACUGCUGGGUCCUCAAGGUUGCACCUUCACUCUGCCGGCUCAGACACUACGGGGAGAUCUAUGACUCCCCCAUAGGCGGCUGAGUUAGACAGACAGCAAAACUGGCCAGAGAUAUUCCAUUCCAUAUAUCUACAUAAGCUCAAAGGAAGGUCAGAGAUCACAAAAGAAUUUCCUUCCUGCUUCUUCUUCCCUUCUCUUCUGUCCAUGGCCGGCAUCCAGGGAGGACUCCGUCCAUCCAUCAUCGUUGACCCCCAGGCUGUGCAUCUCCUGACCCUCAUCACUCUGCUCUCUCUCCAGCAGCAGUCUGGAAAUUUUGGGACUGUUUGCAGCUAAGGAGAGUGCUGUGGGAGUUGCUUGGGGGUGAGGGGAGGCAAUAGGGGCUUUGUACAUUUCCUGAACAUAUCUGUAUAUAAUUGUAUAUAUUUUCUUUUAUCAUUGGUGUUUAAUUAAAGCUGUGUAGUUUAGUUUUCAA